CGCGAGAUACGUGCUCUUGCGAUCGUUGCCUCACUAAUCUUUCACCUGGCGUGACCCCGUUUCCAUCGCUCUUUCCGUGCCGCUGAUGACUACACAAGACUAGGAACAAGAUGGCGACUCAGACGAUCACCGAGCUGGAGCUCCAGACCUGCUCCGUCACGGCCCCAAAGACCACUCAAGUGGGCACUGCUCCAGGACGGCCACUUUCGGACGCGACACCGCCGUCAUCAAGUACUCCUUCCUCCGCCAGUAUCGUUGAGGAGGCCUAUCCACAUCUGGCAAAAUCUCGAGCUUGGAUUGUCAUCACACAACUCUGCGGCAUCAACUUCGUCUCCAGCUUCAGCAAUGGCCUGGUGUCGAUUGGUCUGCCAACCAUGGCCACGGCGAUCAACAUUCCUAACAAUUUACUUCUUUGGCCCAGCUCCGCAUUUUACCUCACGAUGGGCUCUUGUCUCCUGAUUGCAGGGAGCGUGGCAGAUGUCAUUGGCCCACGAAGAGUCAACAUACCAGGCGCUCUUCUCACAGCCGUAAUGAUUCUUGCCUCAGGUUUCGCGAAAGACGCAAUUACCCUGAUCAUGCUGCGGGCGAUCCAGGGCAUCGCAAACGCAAUGGUUGUCCCGACUGCCAUUUCGAUUGUCUCCAAUAAUGUCGAAGAAGGCACUGCCAGGAACAUUGGCUUCGCGUCUAUUUUUCUCUCUAUGCCUUUGGGAUUCGCGGUCGGUAUGAUAGUCGGCGGCCUUUUCGUAAGCACCGUCGGUUGGGAAGUCGGAUUCUAUACCGGCGGCGGCACUGGACUCUUGCUGGUCGUGGUCGCCAUGUGGGCACUGCCGAAGGAUGCCAAAUUAGGGCCGCUUACGACAACAUUGAAGAGACUUGCUGUGGAGAUCGAUUGGGUAGGCGCCGCAAUAGCAAGUGCUUCUAUUGCUUUGCUGUCGUACGUCCUCGCGAUGCUGUCAGCCGACACAGCGCACAUCAAAGAGCCCAGCAACAUUGCUCUACUUGUUGUCAGUCUGUUACUACUGCCUGCAUUUGCCAUGUGGAUGGAGUUUCAGGUAAAGCGAGGCCGACCAGCACUCAUCCCCAACCAGCUUUGGAAAAAUAUUCCCUUUACCAGCGUCUGUCUGAUGAUUCUACUCUGCAACGCAGUUGUAAAUUGUAUGGAGCUCUACAGCAGCUUGUUCUUCCAAGAAGUUCAGUUGCUUUCCGCCAUCGAGACCGCAAUUCGAAUUCUCCCGCAGGUUCUCGUCGGAGCAAUAUUGAGCUUACUGGCUGGCGUUCUCGUGAAUCGAGUGCAUGUCAUGGCUUCGAUCAUGAUCUCAUCCGUUUUAGCCGCUGGGUCACCACUUCUCAUGGCAGUCAUCGAUCCAUCGCGGAGCUACUGGAUCAUGGCAUUUUGGGCUCAAUUACUUGCACCCUUCGGUGUGGACGUGCUCUUCACGGUUGGCACUUUGGUCGUCAGUGAGGCAUUUCCACGCAAAACGCAGGCCCUUGCAGGUGCCGUUUUCAACACAUUUGCGCAAGUGGGGACUUCGAUUGGUCUGUGCAUCACUUCUGUUAUCUCAUUGAGCGUUACGGAGCAAUCGUCCGUCCCCAAUAAAGAGAGCCCUCAAGCUUUAAUGCAAGGUUACAGGGCUGCUUUUUGGGCUCUGUUUGCCUGGAUGAUCGCAGCUUGUGUCAUCGGAAUGUUUGGGCUGAGGACUGUAGGGAAAGUCGGCAUCAAGAGGGAAUAACGCUGUAGAUUGUUCAUCACACUUCUAGGUGGUGCCUAUGGAGCGCCUGCGGUCUGCCAGCAUCACUAAUUGAGUCUUUCCAUACAGGAUUAUUAAUCGAAACUGAUGCAUGCCAUCUUUGCACGGCCUGCUGAAGAACAAUACCAGAGACCAUCGGAAACCAUGGAUCGCACGUCCACUCUGCGAGCCGUUCCUGAGAUGAGCGGCACGCCUCGACUUGCAUUUUUGCAAUUUGGAUCCUGGACCGCACAUCUCAGGUUGUUUUCAUGCUUGUAUUCAAUAGUGCAAAAGCAUCGUCGAUAUUCUGGAAGCUGUAGCAAGAAGCGUCCGAGAGCUCUGCAAUUAGGGCUGUAGCUGGGAAUCCGUCGUGCAUCAUG
Cercospora beticola is the source of this 2107-nucleotide messenger RNA. RefSeq lists its product as uncharacterized. Gene Ontology annotation, molecular function: transmembrane transporter activity. The record is from RefSeq and is a predicted model, not a curated record. Gene Ontology annotation, biological process: transmembrane transport. Gene Ontology annotation, cellular component: membrane. Lineage: Eukaryota; Fungi; Ascomycota; Dothideomycetes; Mycosphaerellales; Mycosphaerellaceae.